Molecule: messenger RNA, 1616 nt
Organism: Penicillium pulvis
Lineage: Eukaryota; Fungi; Ascomycota; Eurotiomycetes; Eurotiales; Aspergillaceae
Product: putative translation elongation factor eEF-1 subunit gamma
Exons: 3
Coding region: 51-1271 (406 amino acids)
Biological process (GO): translational elongation
Cellular component (GO): nucleus; cytoplasm
Molecular function (GO): translation elongation factor activity
Source: RefSeq, a predicted model, not a curated record
CUUCCUUUCUUUUUUCCCAUCCUUUCUUUAAUACCCAAUUCGCUUUCAAAAUGUCUUUCGGAAAGCUUUACGGUCUCCCCGAGAACGGGCGCACCCUCUCCAUCCUGGUCGCUGCCAAGCACAACGACCUGGACAUUGAGCUUGUUCAGACCCAGCCCAAUGCCUCUGCCAACGCCAGCGCUGAGUACCGCAAGGUCCAGCCCCUUGGCAAGAUCCCUGCUUUCGAGGGUGCCAACGGCUUCAACCUGUCCGAGGUUAUUGCCAUCGCCAUCUAUGUGACCUCCCAGAACGAGAAGACCACCCUCCUUGGCAAGACCAAGCAGGACUACGCUUCCAUCGUCCGCUGGAUGUCCUUCGCCAACGGCGAGGCCCUCCCCCGCCUUGCUGCCUGGUACCGCCCCCUCAUGGGCUUCGAGGGCUACAACAAGAAGGUUGUUGAUGAGGCCUCCAAGGCUGCCCACAACACCCUUGCCGUUCUCGAGAACCACCUCACCGAGAACACCUACCUUGUUGGCGAGCGCAUCACCCUUGCUGAUCUCUUCACUGCUGCUCUCCUGACCCGUGCUUUCGCCACUGUUCUUGACAAGAAGUACCGCGAGGAGAACGUUGCUUUCACCCGCUGGUACAACACCAUCAUUAACCAGGCCGCUUUCAAGGCUGUCUUCCCCGAGCCCAAGUUCGCUGAGGAGUGCAUUAAGUACACUCCCCCCAAGAAGGAGGAGAAGCCCAAGCCUGCCCCCGCUGCCGCCGCUGAGGAGGACAAGCCCGCUGAGGCCCCCAAGGCCAAGCACCCCCUUGAGGCUCUUGGCAAGCCUACCCUCGUUCUUGACGAGUGGAAGCGCCAGUACUCCAACAACGACACCCGCGAGGUUGCCAUGCCCUGGUUCUGGCAGAACUUCAACUCCGAGGAGUACUCCCUCUGGAAGGUUGACUACAAGUACAACAACGAGCUUAAGCUCACCUUCAUGGCCAACAACCUGAUCGGUGGUUUCCAGGCCCGUCUUGAGGCUUCCCGCAAGUACCUCUUCGGUUGCCAGGGUGUCUACGGUGUCAACUACGCCUGUGUCGUUAAGGGUGUCUACAUGGUCCGCGGCCAGGAGUGGGAGCCUGCUUUCACUGUCGGCCCCGACUGGGAGGGUUACGAGUACACCAAGCUCGACCCCACCUCCGAGGCUGACCGCAAGUACGUCGAGGACAUCUGGGCCUGGGAUGCCCCCGUCGUCGUUGACGGCAAGACCCUCGAGAUGGCUGACGGCCACGUCUUCAAAUAAGCGGAUCGCUCAUAGCGUUCGCACUUUUCUUUCCCCUAUCCUUGGCCAUCCCCGAAAUACCCCAGAGAAUGUGAGAUUUGGCCCACCCUCACGUCAUUUAUCCGCUUCUCUUUUCUCUCUCCCCAUUUAUUAAAACUCCCCGCGUCUGAUCUGAUGUGGUUUCGCCGGAGUUGCAAAAUUCUUUUUACGCGCCGAUGUGGUUCAUGUUCACGGUUAUGACGUUGUGAUGCGAGAUGAUUGACUCGCUCUUUGGUGUUAUACACCAGAGUAGCGUUGUCACUGCUAGUUACUGUCUAGCAAUGGAAUAAAGGAGUCAAGACUGUGUCUUGAUGAGCUUAUUGCUAA